AUGGCGGAAGAGAGUGAAAUCGACAGGCUGCUCGAUUUGGAGCGGCUAGCAGAGUUGGAAGAUCCAGGUGAGUUGGAUCAGUGGCCAGAGCAGGAACGGCCCGAAGCAACAUUAGCGCUCACGCCAGCUGAGUCAGAGCUUUUCUCUGCAUCGGCCAGUGCCCGGCCCCAAAACCAGCAAAGUUCGCCGAGCGGCGUGCUUCAAGGGCGCGAGUACGAGCAGGCCCUGCAAGGCUGCUUGUUGAGGGCUGCUAAACGGCCAAGAAUAGUCAUGCCUUGGGAGACCCCCUUGAUGCGGGACAUUUUUGGAACCACUGAGCCCCCGGUCGUGGUGCCGCAAGCUCAGUUACAAACCACAGCCCCGCCUUCCGAGCCGGACCGAGACCCGGGCGAAGCCAUUGGCAAGAUACUUAUGCCACCCAGAGCGGGGGCGUCAUCCGCUUUGUCGGCAGUCAAGAACCGCCCAAACGUGAAUUUCCCCAAGAGUGAACAAGCUUCAAGACUGAAGGGAAUCUCUCUGUGGUGCGACGUCAUAGGGGUCGCUCCACAACACUUCGGCAUCACCAGGCACGUCCAGCUAUCGGACGAAGACAACGGCGGCCAAGUCGCCACCGAGCUUUUCACGUGUGUCGAUGCAGUGAUGGGGGUCAAAGCCCCAUCCACCAUCAACUCUAGAGGGAUGGUUGUGAAAAGGUACCUUUAUUGGUGCACGCAGAACGACAGGUUAGCAUGGCCGAUGAAGGAAGCAGUGUCGUUCGAUUAUGUCCACCACCUCAAGGCACUUGGUGCUCCAACCGCUCCGGCCUCAUUGCUGCAGGCGGUAAACUUCAUGAUCUACACGAUUGAACCCGAGGGAGCAACGGCCAUCAUUUCCAGCUUCCUGAUUCAGGGAGUGGCUAAGCAAGCCUCGAGCAAGAAGAGACCAUUGAAGCAGGCGCCGGCGCUUACCGUCGCCAUGGUACUGCGCUUGCACGCCAUCCUCAGGAACACAUCUGAAGGAGUUUUUGACCGGCUAGCUGCAGGACUCAUGCUCAUGUGCGUGUAUGGACGCUGCAGAUGCUCCGACCUCAGACACAUUGAGGAGAUAUGUCUGGACAUUACAGGGAGGCACGGCUUUAUCGAAGUCCGGACGGAACAUCACAAGACAGCCAACAGAGAAAAGAGAAGGCUCCUGCCCAUCGUAGCUCCAGCCUUUGGAGUCACAGACGAGAACUGGGCCGAGCAGUUCCUAACCUUACGGAAGCAAGUCCUCGGCGAAUUUGCGCCCGGGCCAUUCCUCCCCGCUCCUCUUUCUGACGACUCCUUCUCUGAGCGCAGCCUCGAGAGUGACGAAUUCACGUCGUUGCUGCGCUACCUACUAAGGCAGCUGGAUAACGUAGAAGAUCUCACGUCUCACAGUUGUAAGGAGACGGUGCUGGCAUGGAUGGCCCGCUUCGGGGCCGACAAACCCACCUUGGAAUUCCUAGGUCGGCACGUGGGGAGCAUUACGUCGAGCGACGUGUAUGCCAGGGGGAUGCAAUCCCGGCCUCUGCGAAAGCUCGCGAUGGCUCUAAACGCCAUACGGGCGGGUACAUUCCUGCCCGAUGAGACAAGAAGCGGUCUCUUCAGGUCCCGCCAGGACAGCCGGCCCAUCGAGACGGGCAUUAACUCCCGUGGGGAACCAUCAGAAACGACGUCUGCCUGGAAGGUAGUCUCGAACGAAGAAGAAAGGAGUCCUGCCUCUCCUGAUCGAGACCAGGAAACAGCAUCAUUGCCGUCGGCAGCACCAGCCCCGGUGUCGGAGGAGGAAGCCAACAGCGGUGCUGAGGUUCCAAAAGAAUCCGGUGCAGGCAGCACGUCGGAUUCCUCGGACAGCUCUUCCUCAGAGUCGGAAUCACAAUCUUCCCAAGAAUCAGCAGUCAUGCCUCCGCCGGGGGCCGGCAACUUGUUUUUCCUGAAUCCUAAAGGGAAGGUCCACAUACUGGCAAACGAGUCAAGCCAGACUUUUAAGUGUGGCAGGAAGUGGCACGGCAGCAUGAUACCUGUCAGGUCACUAGGGCAGGGAGCCGAGACCUGCUCGCAAUGUGAUCCGAGUGCUUUUCCAAUUCGCACAAGGGCGGACCUUAUUGAAGCGAUCAACAAGAAGCUCAAGCGGUGA
Symbiodinium sp. CCMP2592 is the source of this 2136-nucleotide messenger RNA. The record is from the annotation of a GenBank genome assembly. NCBI's taxonomy places the organism in Eukaryota, Dinophyceae, Suessiales, Symbiodiniaceae.